AUUUUCAAGUGUGAUCACUCACAAUAAUUAAUUAAAGAUGGCAAAAAUCAUACAUUUUAAUUCCUUGGUUUUGAUGAUUAUUGCAACAAUCACAUUUCAAUCAUAUUUAGCCAAUGGAUGGACAUCAAGUAGCAUGUAUGUCAAUUGGGGUGCUCAUCAUUGUAAACUUUUAGGGGAUGAUCUUCAACUUGUUCUUGAUAAAUCUGCAGGCUCUGGUGCUCAAUCGAAAAAUUCAUUUCUCUUUGGUAGCUUUGAAAUGCUUCUCAAGUUGGUACCUAACAACUCUGCUGGAACUGUCACAACAUAUUAUUUAUCUUCUACCGGUACCAAGCAUGAUGAAAUCGAUUUCGAGUUUCUAGGAAAUAUAUCAGGACAUCCUUAUAUUAUACACACAAAUAUUUACACCCAAGGUGUUGGAAAUAGAGAGCAACAAUUCUAUCCAUGGUUUGAUCCAACUGCUGCUUUUCACAAUUACACCAUUCAUUGGAACCCUAACGCCGUUGUAUGGUACAUUGAUAGUAUUCCAAUUAGGGUUUUUAGAAACUACCAAUCCAAAGGCAUUUCAUUCCCAAACCAACAAGGGAUGGGAGUCUACACUAGUCUAUGGAAUGCUGAUGAUUGGGCAACAAGAGGUGGUCUUGUUAAAAUUGAUUGGACAAAUGCACCAUUUAUUGCAACUUAUAGAAAUUUUAGACCAAGAGCUUGCUAUUGGAAUGGACCAAUGAGUAUUUCCCAAUGUGCAAUUCCAACAAAUUCCAAUUGGUGGGCUUCACCUUCAUACUAUAAAUUGAGUGCAAAUAAAGUUGGUGAAAUGAUCUCAAUUAGAAGCAAGAAUAUGAUUUAUGAUUAUUGCAAAGAUGUGAAAAGAUUCAAGGGAGUUAUGCCUAUUGAGUGCUCAUUGCCCCAAUACUAACAAAUCGGAGUGACUUCACUAUAUCUGAAGAAAGAAAAGAAGUUGUUUCGAUCCUAUCGAAGCAGCAGUGAAAGUUAUAUUUCUAAGUUGUUAUCGUUCUCCUUCUGGGAAUGAAUUAUUUUUAAUGUUUCUUUGAAAUUCAAACAUUUUGGUUAUAUUUAUUUUCUUUAAUAAUUUUGUUGUGUUGAGCAAGAAGAUCUUGUUGAAUUGAUAUUAUUAUGUAUUUAAUUCCUUAAAGUACAAAAAAUUAUAUUGUUUUUAUUCGGAAAUUUUACAUAAAGUAUUACUCACAUAAAAAGUUUAUC
Molecule: messenger RNA, 1218 nt
Organism: Solanum lycopersicum (tomato)
Lineage: Eukaryota; Viridiplantae; Streptophyta; Magnoliopsida; Solanales; Solanaceae
Product: probable xyloglucan endotransglucosylase/hydrolase protein 26
Biological process (GO): cell wall biogenesis; xyloglucan metabolic process
Cellular component (GO): cell wall; apoplast
Molecular function (GO): xyloglucan:xyloglucosyl transferase activity; hydrolase activity, hydrolyzing O-glycosyl compounds
Source: RefSeq, a predicted model, not a curated record